This is a messenger RNA of Penicillium brevicompactum, 1059 nucleotides long. RefSeq lists its product as uncharacterized. NCBI's taxonomy places the organism in Eukaryota, Fungi, Ascomycota, Eurotiomycetes, Eurotiales, Aspergillaceae. Bases 1 to 1059 code for a protein of 352 amino acids. The transcript has a single exon. The record is from RefSeq and is a predicted model, not a curated record.
AUGGAGAUGUCUCUGAAAAAUCCGCCAUAUGCUUUAUCCUCCUCGUCGUCUCGGCAGUCGCUUCAAAAAGACGCUCCUGGGCCUGAUACGGCCUCAACGCGGCCAGGUGAUCGACACUCCAGAUGGCAACUGCCAGAGUCACGAUUUGCGGACGAAACUAAUCAACUGCCAGUGUCAGUCGCAUCCCCAUGCCGAGAUGAAAACGCGGACCACACCGAAGGCCAGCCCGAAGAAGGCCAAGAUGAACACACAUCCCACCCCGCUUUUCAGCCCUUCUUCACGUUGAUCGAAGACGCCCAUACCUCCGAUUACUACCACCCAACCGUCCAUUACAUAUUCUCCGACGAUGACAGCGACAUAGUGACCGAGGCAGCAUUGCGCAGCUUAUAUGCACAGCAAGAAUCUCUCUCCGAUUCCAAAAAGGAGCAGAUCGCACACAACAACGCUUCCCCCUACGAUGAGACCAAAGACCCUUCAGACUCUGUCCCGGCUAAGACAACCCUGCUACCACCAUCCGUGCCAGGUGUGUGGGAGAACUAUAUAGUCUUAGACAUAGAGCCCACUCCCACGGCAGAGCCACAGGACCCCAUUCUUGAACAGCUUGCACCAGGCAAAACCGAUUACAAGUCUCUGUCUUCCUCACCGGCCAACCAGCCCACAAUAUCACAAGAUGGGCAGCAUCAGUACCGUGUGAUCGGGGAACAGAGUUUCUCAUCGACAUGGCAAGUCCUCAACACCGAAGUCAUGGCAGCACCAACAUUCGAAAACAGCAAUCCGGGUGAAUUACCAGGACAUGGCUUGAUGUUGAAGAUUCGUGGUACUGCCGGUCUUCCUGAUCAGAGAACAGCAAAUGGGGAGGGCAGGGGAGGGCAAAGACUUGAAGAGAUGAUGGACCAGUUCGCGAAGCGGAUGAGUGAGCUGCAGGUUGUGAUUGAUGCGGCAGAGACUGCGAGCAUCAAUGCAUGCGCGGAGGGAGAAGAAGUAGAGCAUCCCGUAUCCUCGGAUGCAGUCGAAGCCACUCAGCAACAUACCGUCGCAGUGGGGGCGGAACAGACUUGA